GUGCGUGGACAACUUGUUCAACAGUUCGUCGCCUUCUUUCAUUCGAUCUGCUUCAUUGGGAGUGGAAGAGAUGAAGUCUUCUUUGAGGAAGCUGAGAGGAUUCGCCCUCCACAAGAGUGCCGAUCUAAAGGAGAAGAGGGACCAUGGAAUCCCUGCUCGCCAAGACGAGCUCCUACAGGCCUCUCAGAAAUUGUUGCUGGUGAAUUCUUACAGACAUGUGCGGAGCUUUAGCCAUCAUAUCUAUCCAGGCAUCACUGCUCAAGCCUGCUCAAGCUCAGGAAGGGAACUUAGCGGAUUUCUUCCAAGGGUCUCCCAAUACCAACUAUGGAGUCGAUCAUUUUCUUCUGAUAAGGGUGACUUGGUAGAGGCAGUUGUCCCAUUCAUGGGUGAAUCUAUUACUGAUGGGACCUUAGCUACUUUUUUGAAGAAACCUGGUGAUAGGGUUGCGGUUGAUGAGCCAAUUGCUCAGGUUGAAACUGACAAGGUAACUAUUGACGUUGUCAGUCCAGAAGCUGGAGUUAUUGAAAAGUUGGUUGCCAAGGAAGGUGAUACAGUCAUACCAGGGACUAAGAUUGCUUUCAUCUCAAAAUCUGAUCCAAGUGAUACACAUGUCACUCCGUCAGAUGUCAGUCCAUCAGAGAAGCCAGAUCAAGAUACCCCAAAAUCUGAUGCAAAGAAAUCAGACAAAGCAAAGCCUAAUGCUGAAGAGAAAAUAAAAGAAAAGCCUGCUAUGGUAGCUGAAAUCAAAGAAAGGCCUUCUGGAGUAGCUGAAAUCAAAGAAAAGCCUAAAAUAGCUUCUUCUCCUCCUAAACUGUCUGCUGCUGAACCCCCACCUCCUCCCACCGAGCGGGGGGAAGAGGAAAACGACCCACAACUUCCUCCCAAGGAGAGGGAAAGACGAGUUCCUAUGCCCAGAAUCAGGAAGAGAGUUGCGACGCGGUUGAAGGAUUCCCAAAACACAUAUGCAAUGCUUACUACAUUUAAUGAAGUUGACAUGACAAACUUGAUGAAACUUCGUUCUGAUUAUAAAGAUGCAUUUGUGGACAAGCAUGGCACAAAGUUAGGACUCAUGUCAGGUUUUGUUAAAGCUGCAGUUAGUGGACUGCAACACCUGCCAGUUGUUAAUGCUGUCAUCGAUGGCGAGGAUAUUAUCUACAGAGACUACAUUGAUAUUAGUAUCGCUGUUGGCACACCCAAGGGCCUUGUGGUACCGGUUAUUCGAGAUGCGGAUAAGAUGAAUUUUGCCGAGAUAGAAAAAAACAUCAACACUCUGGCUAAGCGGGCAAGCGAAGGCACAAUAUCAAUUGAUGAAAUGGCUGGAGGCACUUUCACAAUAUCAAAUGGUGGCGUUUAUGGAAGCCUUUUGAGCACACCAAUCAUCAACCCUCCACAGUCGGCUAUUCUGGGAAUGCAUUCGAUUGUUUCUAGACCUAUGGUCGUCGACGGUACUAUUCUUCCGAGGCCUAUGAUGUACAUUGCUCUGACCUACGAUCACCGGCUAAUUGAUGGAAGAGAGGCCGUCUACUUCCUGCGACGGAUCAAGGAUGUUGUUGAAGAUCCUCGCCGUCUACUCCUCGACUUAUAGACUGUGGGCAAGUUAACAAUGCCCAUGAGUUCCUAUCUUUUGGUUCAUCAAGACUAAAUAAUUCACCUCCAAAACUAAAUUUUGGUGCUAUUUCGUAAACGUUGUUAUGUAUGAUUGGUGCAGCUGUUGUGAGGUGAAAUUUAGGAGCAGCAGCCAUCACGAUUCUGGUGAGUUUUUCCUAUUUGAGUCCUAAUUUUAUUUAUUUAUAGCUCCCUAUUUGGCGAACUAUUGAAGUUUUUGAUCUGUAUACUUUGAUCUUAUUGUUUAAAUGAAUGCUGAUGGUUUCUUC
Phalaenopsis equestris is the source of this 1874-nucleotide messenger RNA. RefSeq names its product dihydrolipoyllysine-residue succinyltransferase component of 2-oxoglutarate dehydrogenase complex 2, mitochondrial-like. The record is from RefSeq and is a predicted model, not a curated record. Gene Ontology annotation, cellular component: oxoglutarate dehydrogenase complex. Gene Ontology annotation, biological process: tricarboxylic acid cycle. NCBI's taxonomy places the organism in Eukaryota, Viridiplantae, Streptophyta, Magnoliopsida, Asparagales, Orchidaceae. Gene Ontology annotation, molecular function: dihydrolipoyllysine-residue succinyltransferase activity.